GAUGGAUGUGUGUCCAGCCGAGGGGUUGCCCGAGGUUGAGGCCUCCCCUGAACCAGAACCAGAGUCGCAAAAUAAACAGUCUCCCCCAGCGACAGAGGCCCCGGCAGUGACCGAACAGCCAGAACCAGCCGACCAGAAGGCUCCACCUACUGCCGCAACUCCGGAAGAGGAAGGUGCCGACGAAGCAGGGUGUGAAGGGAGCGUUGGUAAGGACAGAGGAGGGAAUGUGCUGCCAGCGGAGGAUGUGGACAGAGACGUAGGGAUGGGAGGGGGUCGCAACAUCCCCCAGAUCAUCACCUCCCAGGACCCCCUGUCCAUCUCUCUGACCGUGUCUCUCGCCCCCGUGACCAAGCACAGUGGCUCGCUCCUCCCGGUGGAAGAGAGAAGUGCUGAAGAUGGGGAUGUUUUUGGUGUUGAUGACUUGGAGAUGCAGACCGGCCUCCUGACUGUGGAAGAUGAGGAUCGUCCAACAUCAGCGGCCAGCUAUGGCAGUGUGAUUGUCCAUGAGAGAGUGACUACACUGGUCAAGCUGUUUAAGGCGAGGACGGUCCGCAAGAGGGAAAAACUGAUGGACCCUGACGACUCUGAGGAAGACAGCCCUCAAACCACCCCAGCCAAGGCGCCCCCUCCCCCUCCUCCCCCAGAAGAGGACAAGGACAUCUCAGCCCCGGUGGAGGAGGAAGAGGUGGAGGAGUACUGGGACUUCUAUGGAUACCCAAUCAAAAUACUCAAACUUCCCAAAAUGCCCCCACUUCCUAGUUGGCUUCAAACCAUAGUGGACUUUCGUUUCCCUUCCAGCAUCGACCCUUAUACUGACCUGGUCUACGUGGUGUGGCUGUUCUUUGUGAUGAUGGCGUGGAACUGGAACGUGUGGCUGAUCCCGGUGCGCUGGGCCUUCCCCUACCAGACUGCAGACAACAUCUACUGGUGGCUGUUUAUGGACUACACCUGUGACCUUAUUUACAUCACCGACAUCCUGGUCUUUCAGCCCCGCCUGGAGUUUGUACGCGGAGGAGAUAUUGUGUGUGACAAAAAGGACAUGAGAGACAACUACAUGACAACAGAACGAUUCAAGAUGGAUUGUAUCAGUAUGUUCCCCAUGGAGAUAUUUUACUACUUUACUGGAGUUAACUCGCUCCUGAGAUUCCCCCGCCUACUGAAGUACAUGGCUUUCUUUGAGUUCAACGACCGUUUGGAAGCAGUAAUGAAGAAAGCCUACAUCUACAGAGUGAUCCUGACCACUUCCUACCUGUUGUAUUCUCUCCACAUCAACGCCUGUCUGUUCUAUUGGGGUUCUGACUAUGAGGGGCUCGGGUCCACUAAGUGGGUCUACAACGGCAAAGGGAACAGUUAUAUCCGGUGUUACUACUUUGCUGUAAAGACCCUGAUCACCAUCGGUGGUCUCCCGGACCCAACCACCGUGUUUGAGAUCACAUUCCAGCUAGUCAACUAUUUUGUUGGCGUCUUUGCUUUCUCCAUCAUGAUUGGUCAGAUGAGAGAUGUGGUGGGGGCUGCCACYGCGGGACAGAACUACUACCGGGCCUGUAUGGACAACACCAUCAAGUACAUGACCUCCUACCACAUCCCCACAGAGGUCCAGAACCGAGUCAAGACCUGGUACGACUACACCUGGCAAAUACAGGGCAUGCUGGAUGAGCAGGAGCUGUUGAUCCAGCUGCCAGAUAAGAUGAGGAUGGACAUGGCUGUGGAUGUUAACUACUCCAUUGUGAGUAAAGUGGCCCUGUUCCAGGGCUGUGACAGACAGAUGAUCUUUGACAUGUUGAUGAGGCUCAAGUCUGUGGUCUACCUCCCUGGGGACUUUGUCUGUAAAAAGGGUGAGAUCGGCAGGGAGAUGUAUAUCAUCAAGCAGGGGGAGGUUCAGGUGGUGGGAGGACCUGAUUUGAAGACUGUGUUUGUGACAAUCAGGGCCGGCUCUGUGUUUGGAGAAAUCAGCUUGCUGGCAGGGGGCGGGGGGAACAGACGCACGGCCAAUGUGAUGGCUCACGGAUUCGCUAACCUCUUCAUCCUGGAUAAGAGGGACCUCUCAGACAUCCUGGUGCACUACCCCGAGUCCCAGAAACUCCUCCGCAAGAAGGCCAAGAAAAUGCUGACGAAGGAUAAGAAGCCAGAGGAAAAGGCAGAGGCGAAGGAGACUGCCGAGGUGAUCCCAGACAGGCCAGAGACCCCCAAGCUGUUCAAAGCAGCCCUGGUGGUUACAGAGCAGGCAGGCAUUAAGGGCACKUUUGCCAAGCUGAAAGAGGGCUACAAACCUGCCGAGACUGGGUCCUCUGGACUCCCCAUACCUCCUCCCUCCCUGAUGGUACACCGUCGCUCCCCCAUCCCCCCUACAGAUGCCCGGGUCGAGGAUGACGAAGAUGCGGUUUCCGAGACGACCGACAGCAUGAUGCUCAUCCGCAUGACACGSCGUCACKAAGGCGAGGAGCUCCUGUCCGUCGAGCAGAAGCAGCCUGGAGAUGAAGAGGAGGAGAUGGAGAAGAAGUAGGAGACAGAGAAGGAAAUUGACAGAAAGAGAAGGGGAAGAAAUGUUGUGAUCCCCCACUACUCUUCUAUYCUCUUCUGUGUGUAUAUUGACUGAGAUUUCGGACUGAAAUGGUAAAAAAAAACAUUAUUUCUCUAUUGCCACGUUCACUUCAUGUCAGAAACUCUGGAUCUCCGAGUCAAUACGAACGUAAGUUAUUUGCGUAGAGCUUCCUAUUGGUAGAUACUGAUACUUCCCAAGUGGGAAACUCGGGUAUCAUCUUUCUAUAACGAGUAAGSAAGUCKGAAAUGUCUACGUUUCUGACAUGACGUGAACACGYCAUAUGUCCCCCUCGGUAAAGUUCACUUUACAGAGUUAUCCUUUCAUAUUCUGGGAUAURCUGUGUGCCCCUUCUGUUCCCUCACUCUCUCGUGGUCUCACUGYUGUUGUGUGUGUUAAAUGCGUUUUAGUACCUUAAAGCGGCAAUUAGCAGUUGAAACAAUAAUGAGUACUUCCCGUCCCUUUUUCGGUAAAAAGCUGAGGGAUGGGGCUGGAGAAAUGAAACCGCUGUCAAAUUCAUAGACAGAGCUAUGGAUGGAAGGAUUAACCGUCCAUAAUAUCAAAAUGUCGUGUUAUACAUGUUUUGUGGUGUGGCUAUAUAGUGUUUGUUUACAUUUGCUUUGUUUACAAACAUUGAAGUAAAACAAGCUUAUA
Messenger RNA from Salvelinus sp. IW2-2015, 3193 nucleotides. RefSeq names its product cyclic nucleotide gated channel subunit beta 1a (gene cngb1a). The record is from RefSeq and is a predicted model, not a curated record. Gene Ontology annotation, molecular function: intracellularly cAMP-activated cation channel activity; cGMP binding; intracellularly cGMP-activated cation channel activity. Gene Ontology annotation, cellular component: plasma membrane; intracellular cyclic nucleotide activated cation channel complex; photoreceptor outer segment. Lineage: Eukaryota; Metazoa; Chordata; Actinopteri; Salmoniformes; Salmonidae. Gene Ontology annotation, biological process: retina homeostasis; monoatomic cation transmembrane transport.